AUGUUCGUCGCCGCGAGCACGGGGAUAAAGGUAGUCCUCAAGCUCCCUUUAUUUCUUCGUUCUUUCUCAUCUGAAACGCGGUUCCUGCACGUGGUCGCGAUCUCGACGAGCUGCGCCGUGAGCACGGGCCCACAGCUGAGCCCGCCCGGCACCCGACAAUGGGGCGGGGUCCCCUUCAGUGCCCCCGCACUGUCGCAGUACCCGCCUGAUACUCGCCGCGUCCAGCAGCCUCGGAGGCAUCUUGACACCUUUCAAGAGGCGCCUCCUCGUCGGGAAGUUCGAACUGAGCCGGACAUGCGCAAGGCGCCAGCCGGGGACUUCCCUGGCGCUGGGCCCGCUCCCAGGCCGCCUGUGGCCCAAAGUGGCGGAGUGCUGGGCGAGACCGACCAGAGGUGGCUGAAUCCUUUCGGCCUGGACGAAGCGAAGCAGGCCUUCGAUCCCAUGGGACUCCCACCUUCUGACUACAAGUCCAUGUUAACGAACGCGCGGCGCCUGAUGCAGACUCCGGGCAGGCCCUUUGAGUCUCCGGACUUCUGGCGCGCAGACGGGCGCGUGCCAAGCGUGCUGCACGUCUGA
Messenger RNA from Symbiodinium natans, 576 nucleotides. The record is from the annotation of a GenBank genome assembly. Lineage: Eukaryota; Dinophyceae; Suessiales; Symbiodiniaceae.